Molecule: messenger RNA, 915 nt
Organism: Eublepharis macularius
Lineage: Eukaryota; Metazoa; Chordata; Lepidosauria; Squamata; Eublepharidae
Gene: HMX1
Product: H6 family homeobox 1
Exons: 2
Coding region: 1-915 (304 amino acids)
Biological process (GO): negative regulation of DNA-templated transcription; regulation of transcription by RNA polymerase II
Cellular component (GO): nucleus
Molecular function (GO): DNA-binding transcription factor activity, RNA polymerase II-specific; RNA polymerase II transcription regulatory region sequence-specific DNA binding
Source: RefSeq, a predicted model, not a curated record
AUGCCCGACGAAGCGCCCGACGGCCCGCGCUCCGCCUCCGCCCGCGUCUCCUCCUUCCUCAUCGCCAACCUGCUGGGCGCCGACGCCAAAGCCGAGCGCAAGCCCGACGGCGCCCGCGGCGGCCACCCGGAGCGGCUGCUGCUGCCCGGCGGGCCGGCGGGCCCCUGCGCCCCCGCUUGCUGCCAGUGCCGCGCCGCCCGCUUGGCGCUGGGGCCGCCCGGCUACCCGCGCCGGGAAAGCGCCUUGGACUGGUACCGAGGCGCGCACGUGGCUUUCAUCGGAUGCGCCAGCCCGGAAACCAGCGACAGAGACUCGCCCGAGAUCCCGGAGGAGGCGGCCGCGGGAGGCUGCGCGCCCCUGGCCCCGGAGCUGAGCCCGGCCGAGCGGAGGGCGGAACUGGCCCGCGGCGGUGGCGGCGGCAGCAGCCGGAGCAGCCCCGCGGAGGAGCGCGGCGAGGAGUCGGAGGGCGGCGAGGGGCGCGCCCUGGGCGGCCGCAAGAAGAAGACGCGCACGGUCUUCAGCCGCAGCCAGGUCUUCCAGCUGGAGUCCACCUUCGACGUGAAGCGCUACCUGAGCAGCUCCGAGCGCGCCGGCCUGGCCGCCUCGCUGCACCUCACCGAGACGCAGGUCAAGAUCUGGUUCCAGAACCGCCGCAACAAGUGGAAGCGGCAGCUGGCCGCGGACCUGGAGGCCGCCCACCUGGCGCCGCCCGCCCAAAGGAUAGUGCGCGUCCCCAUCCUCUACCACGAGAACUCGCCCGCCGCCGCCGCCGCCGCCGGAGCGCUCGCCUGCUUCCCCCUGCAGCCGCCGCCGCCGCCCCACGCCUCGCCGCCGCUGCUCGCCUACCCGCUGGGCCCCUUCCCGGCCGCCGCCGCCGCGCCCUUCCUGCGCUCGCAGAUGCCCGGCCUGGUCUGA